Colletotrichum fioriniae is the source of this 231-nucleotide messenger RNA. The record is from RefSeq and is a predicted model, not a curated record. Lineage: Eukaryota; Fungi; Ascomycota; Sordariomycetes; Glomerellales; Glomerellaceae.
AUGCUUGUCCCUUCUGUCAAAACCAUCGUCACCAUCGGUGUUGCAUUCUAUGCCACCGUCGCGCUGGCGGCUCCCAACUUCCAGGUUGGGGCUGAAGUCCAAGACUUAUCUGAGGGACUCGGCGAUACCAUUGAGGCCCGUGGCAAGCCACCUCGCCGCCCCAAUAACAACAAUAAUAAUCGGAGGCCCAACGGGAAGCCCAACGGAAAGCCCAGACGUCCCCCAAAAUAG